This is a messenger RNA of Chrysoperla carnea, 1929 nucleotides long. RefSeq lists its product as uncharacterized. The record is from RefSeq and is a predicted model, not a curated record. The coding region runs from base 58 to 1713 and encodes 551 amino acids. The transcript has 3 exons. Lineage: Eukaryota; Metazoa; Arthropoda; Insecta; Neuroptera; Chrysopidae.
UUUAUUUUUUAUUUUAUUUAUUUAUUUUUUACAAUAACAAUAAGAAUUUUAUAUUGGAUGAAAAAAAUGGCCGCGUUUAUCCAAGGUGAUAAUGAAAGGGGUUACAUGACAACUUGCGAUGACUCAGAUCGUGAAAGUCCAAAGUCACCAUGGGAAAUUCGUUGUGGAAAAUUGAUAACAAGUUGUGAAUGCGUGAAACGAAAUGGUUUGCAAAAUGAAUGUAAUAUACCGAAUUGUGUAAAUAAGACUAAAAAACUCUAUGAAAAUGAAAUUUCAAAUAAUCCAAAAUCCGGUCGUAAUGAAAUUCAGUUAAAACCUGUACCGAUACCGUCCCAGAAAGCAUUACCUAGAAUGAGUUAUGGGGAACAAAUUCCUCAACAAAAUAACGUUCCUGUCUAUGAAGAUCAUGUGAAAUGUGAAUUUCCAUCUCAAGUAUAUCAGGAAACUUCUCCGCCUCAUCAGCCUCAGUAUCAGACAUUGCCUCAAAACGUGCAUCCUUCGGAAAAAUUCCGCAGAGAAGAGGUCCAGGAGAGGCAAGAUAGAAUGAUAAGUGCUAUGGUUAAUAGACGAAAUGCACUACAUGAGAAAGAAAUGAUUUGUCCUGAACAAUGUCCAGAAAAACUACUUGAUUGUAAUCCAUUACAAGGGCUAGAUCCUAGCUCUAAACAAUAUACCCAUGUUCAACAAUCUUAUUUUAACUCUCCACAAAAUAAUACUGUUAGCCAAUCAAAUCAACUGAACCAUCAAAACCAUCCUGUUUAUUCUCCAAAUCAACGGAAUCAACAAUACAAUCCUGUAAAUUCUCCGAAUCCACAAUACAAUCCUGUUAAUCCUAAUAAUCCACAACAACAAUAUAUUAUUAAUCAUUAUGAGCCUGGAGGAAAUGCAUAUCCACAUCACUGUAUACCAUCCCCUACACAGGGAAAUGAUCCCAACCAGCCUUUGUCACAGAAUAUUAAUAUUCCACCGAAUGAAAUGAGAUCACCUAGAAUAAAAGUGAAGAAUAGUCCAAGCCAGCAUGGUAUAGGACAACCUGUUCAGUAUCAGUUACAACCUUGUUGUAUGUACGCAUCUCCAAAACCUUGUUGUCAAUAUAAAUAUGAACAAGAUCCAACUUCUCAAGGCCAAGUACAUCGACCUGAUGCAUGUUGUGAGGGCAUCGUAACAGGAAAUGUACCUACCACCCAAUAUUAUUUGCCUCCGUCGAAUGGGGAUAAUUUAACUCCGUCGGAUGGUGGUAAUUUUUAUAAUGGCAAUACACCCCAUCAACAUCAGCAUACAAAUGGCAAUAUACCCCAUCAACAUUACCAUUUGCCUACGAAUAAUGGCAAUAUUCCUCAACAGCCCAAUUAUCACACUCAUAAUCAACAAUUACAAUCGGGAAAAACGACAACUUUACUAAAUCAACCUUAUACCAAUCCACAAUAUCCCAAUAAUGAUCAAAUGUAUCCCUUAGAACAGAUAUGUAAUUGCAAUAAAAAUAGCCCAAUACCUUUAUCACAAAAUAAUCCACGCGAUUAUGAACGGAUAGAUGGGGGAGAAGAUCAAAAUAUACAAGUUGAUUUGGUUGGUAAUCAAUAUGGACAGCCACAAGAGCCUAUACAGCCAAAGACUCGUUCUUAUGUGGAACCUUUAAUACCUGAACCUCAAGAAUUAAGUGAAUAUCCUCCACAAAUACGUAGAUAUCGUCUUGAUGGUAAAGAAUGUAAAUGAACUGAUUUUGGAAGAAAAACCUCACAAAAGUUUAAAAAAAAUUUAAGUACGUUUUUAUUUAUGUAAUAGUUUUUUUAAUUUUAUGUGUGAAUAAUUCCUUACCUUGGCACUGAACUCCGGCCAUCAUGGUUCUAAUAAUCUCGUUGAAUACUCACCAUUUAGAAUAGUAAGGAAAAAAUGGAAAAAGAAAACACAAUAAAAUUUUACAUUUCUGUU